UUGAAGCUGUCAGACCGUCACGUCGUUAUUGCUUUGUGCUGCUGUCGGGAGCGCGCUGAUUUCUCUUUCACGUCAUGGACUGAACGUAAUGUAGUUUGAUACAUUUGUAGUUUGGUGGAGCAACGUUUAAUGAUUCAUAUGUUUCCGCGAACAAAGCUGUGAAACUGCAAAAAAAGAGACCUAAUCAGACGAGCAGCAUGAAUGAGCCCGAGGGACUGCGCUUACGGAGGUUAAACAGACCUCAGAUCAUCACAGACGAAGCCCAUGAACCUCAACACAAGACCACAGGCACGUACAGUGGGAAGGUGUUUCGUGUGACAUUACUCACACUCGUGGCUUUCCUGCUCUUGCCCCUGCUGGUGGUGGUCUUCAUCUUAGAGUCUCCUAUUCAACCAGAGGCGUUCAGUCUGAAUGAGCCGCCUCUGAUGACGGGCUGUUACGAGCCCAACAUUAAACUGAGACAAGCUGAGCGACUGUUUGAGGACCGGCUUAUCGGCCCAGAAUCCAUUGCUAACAUUGGAGAUGUUUUGUACACUGGCACGGCUGAUGGAAAGAUUGUGAAAAUCGAGGGCAGGAACUUUCAUGUGCUAACAACACUUGGCAAGUCACCAUGCGGUUCUCAUGAACAUGAGCACACCUGUGGACGUCCCCUAGGAAUCCGUCUGGGACCCAACGGCACCUUGUUUGUGGCUGAUGCCUAUUUAGGGUUGUUUGAGGUCAAUCCUGUCACAGGUGAUGUGAAGUCUCUGUUGAGCACAGGGAGGAUGAUCGGAGGUCGACGCCUGGGCUUUGUGAAUGACCUGGACAUUACUCAGGAUGGGAAGAAGUUGUACUUCACUGACUCUAGCAGCAGGUGGCAGCGCAGAGACUUCAUGAAGCUGAUCAUGGAAGCCACAGCAGAUGGACGUGUGCUGGAGUAUGAUACAGAGACCAGAGAAGUGACUGUGAUGAUGGAGAACUUGAGGUUUCCCAACGGGAUCCAGCUCUUCCCGGAUGAGGAAUCUGUUCUGGUGGCUGAAACAACCAUGGCAAGGAUAAGGAGAGUCCACGUGUCUGGUCUGAAUAAAGGUGGCAUGGAUACAUUUAUAGACAACCUUCCAGGAUUUCCUGACAACAUCAGACGCAGCUCUUCAGGAGGUUACUGGGUGGCCAUGUCUGCUGUUCGACCCAAUCCUGGUUUCUCCAUGCUUGACUUUCUGUCUCAGAGACCCUGGAUUAAAAAGCUCAUAUUUAAGCUCUUCAGUCAAGACACGCUGUUGAAGUUUGUGCCGCGCUACAGUCUGGUGGUGGAGCUGCAGGAUGGAGGGACGUGCGUGCGGAGCUUCCAUGACCCACACGGCAUGGUGGCGGCGUACAUCAGCGAGGCCCACGAACACAACGGCCACCUCUACCUGGGUUCCUUCCGCUCACCUUAUCUGUGCAAGCUGGACCUGAGCAAAGUGUGAAACACGCUUGUGAAAAGCCCAACCGAUCCAUCUACUUGAGUCAUAUCUAACCCUGACUUCCAAACAAACAGAUUUUGAAGCAAUUUACAUCAACAGGAGCACUUGAUAUCUUCUUCAAUAUUCUUUUCAACAAAUGAACAAACACAGUUGCUCCGUAUGAUCUUCAUUCUUUGAUUUAGCCCCCCGACAGUAGGUUCAAAUUGUUGAUCAUUUCACAUUUUGGGAAGUGUUAUAAGUGUGGUUAUUUUAUAAUCACAAGAUGUGCCAUUACUAUUUUUGAUUUCCACUUAUGAGAGAAAGCAUGCUAUUUCUGUACUCGUUUUUUUUUGCACACCAUCUUCUGGCCCUUAAAAUGUAGCUGUGAUAAAAAAAAUGAGAUUAGAGACUCAUAAUAACUUCUACGGGUGGCAUGAAAGAAAUGUUGUGUUGAGCGAUCUACUGCAACUUUAUAUAAAGCUAUAAUGAUCUCUGGGUGAGAAAUGUGUGAAUGUGAUGUAAUUUUCUUUUCUUUUUUUGUGUCGUCAUUAUUUGUAAAUGCUGCUUUACGAGAACUGAAGAAGAGCUAAAUUAAUGCUGCUGGUGUUUGAUAUUUAACAACUUUACUGCAAAGUAUCAACGUUUUAUACAAUAUAACAAUUAUCUGCAAUAAUGUCACAUCGCUGUGGUUCUCAACUGGUGGAACAAAUAAGAUGAACUGGUUGUGUUAUGGACAUAAAAAAUAACAUGUCAGCAAAUAAUAACAUGCACGUCAUUCGUACAUCAGUAAAAGAGCAAAUCAAAUAGGCUUCAAUGCUUACACAUAUAUUUUGUUUGUUUGAUCAGCACAUCUGAUCAAACUCUACAAGGUUGGGGUUCAACGGGGUGCAGUUAUAGUUUAAUAUCAAAACGUGAUGACUGAAUCAAGAUAUGUGAUGAACUGCUAUAGUUUCCUCUUCAAAAAUUUUUUACGAUUAUUUUAAAAUGUUGGGUUAAUUUCAACCCAGCGUUGGAUCAAAAAGGUACAAACUCAACUGUUGGGUUGUUUUAACAAAAAAGGCAUAACCCAAUGGUUGGGUUUGUCCCUUUUUGAACCAAAUAACACUUAAUGUUUUAGGAUUGUUUAGAGUCAUUUCAUUGUCCCUUCCACAUUAAAGUGCAGGUUAGCAUUACCCAAGGUCUUUCUAUGUAAUUUUUAUAGUUUUACAUAUAGACCUGUGCAGUUCAUUGUAACAUCAAUAGAUUUCCUUUUUGUUUCUUUUCUGUGAUAAUUCCAGUAUGGGUGGAUUGAUUUGGAUUCAUGUCACCUCUGCAUCCCACAGGAAUGCCGGUUGAGCACAACUGUCCCAAUGGAUGCUUGUUCCCAUUUAAUGACCAUAUGGACUUAUGAUUCUCAGCCACAUGUAAUGUGCGUUUCACCGCGAGUAGUAAAUGAGUAGUCCAGAAAUCACAUGAAUAAAUCUGCUCACAAUAAACCCA
Molecule: messenger RNA, 2900 nt
Organism: Triplophysa dalaica
Lineage: Eukaryota; Metazoa; Chordata; Actinopteri; Cypriniformes; Nemacheilidae
Gene: apmap
Product: adipocyte plasma membrane associated protein
Exons: 9
Coding region: 198-1445 (415 amino acids)
Biological process (GO): biosynthetic process
Molecular function (GO): strictosidine synthase activity
Source: RefSeq, a predicted model, not a curated record